UGUUUGCGGACUUGUUUGUGACUCAGUCCCUUUCACGCGGCGGUUCAAAGGCAGACCUGCAAGCCUCGCCAGGAAGAGAAAGAAUUUGGGGGCGGGGGCGGCUCGGGCGCAGCACUUCCGUCCAGCCGCGCUCGCUCGGCGCUGCCCCGCAGUCCCCGGCGGGCGCAGCGCGGGGUCACCAGCGCCCCGGGCGGCGGGCGGGCUGCCAGCCAGCAACUUCCCCGCACCCUGCGGGAUUUAUGACCCCACCCCCGCCCCAGCGCUCGGUCGCGCAAUGUCAGGCAGGAGCGGCGCCGCGGCAUAAAAUGGAUCCCGGCCGGCGCGGCGGCGGCGGCGGCGGCGGCAGGCAGGCGGCGGGCCCCCGGGUGGCGGGGCCGCGGCUCCCGGGGCUCGGCGCGGCAGCCGGGCGCACACGCGCGCGCUGACCGCGGACGGCGCGGGCCACGCGGAGCCGCCCCUCUCCCUGCCCUCGCGCAACUGUCAGGCGAAGCGGGCCGGCGCAUAUUGGCUCGGCGACACGCCGAGGCUCCUCCCCGAGCCUGGAUCUUUAUAUUUUGGGAGAAUUUCUUUUGAACUCAGUUACCGCGCUCGGUGAAGGAGACAAGUCCACCCCCACCCCCACCCCCCGCGGGCUGGGCGGACGGAGUUCACGCGCCGGCCGGGGCCCGGGCUCGCCGGCGUCCUGCGGGGCUGCGAGUCUGGAUCGCACCCCUGCGUUUCCCGGUGCGGGGCCGAGGAAUAGGCCGGCCGUCUGGCUGUGACUGCCGGCAGAGAACGCGUGCCCGGAGGAGGCACGGCGCGAGGAUGAAACGCAUCGGAAGAGAAGAAUAACCGGCCACCUCCACCCUCCCCGCAGCCUCACUGCUCCCGUGACUUGGCUUUUAUGCCCCCUCCCCCCGGCUAGGAAACCUUGACUUGCGGGCCAAGAACAACCCCCUGCAACCCGGGGCGCGUCUGGGUCUCGAGACCCCCCUCCCCCUUUGGAUGCAGCCGUGCUGGAAGGAACCCCGAGACGCUCUGCUCCGGAGAAGCCACGAUGAAUUCCGUAGCUGGGAAUAAAGAGAGGCUUGCGGUCUCCAGCAGGGGCAAGAAAUACGGGGUGAAUGAAGUCUGCUCGCCCACCAAGCCCGCGGCGCCCUUCUCCCCUGAGAGCUGGUACCGGAAAGCGUAUGAGGAGUCGCGCGCCGGCAGCCGGCCCACCCCCGAGGGCGCGGGCUCGGCGCUCGGCUCGUCCGGGACCCCGUCCCCCGGCUCGGGCACCUCGUCCCCGAGCUCCUUCACGGGCUCCCCGGGCCCCGCCUCCCCGGGCAUUGGCACCAGCUCGCCGGGCUCCCUGGGCGGCUCGCCGGGCUUCGGCACGGGCUCCCCGGGCUCGGGCAGCGGCGGCGGCUCCUCCCCCGGCUCGGACCGCGGCGUCUGGUGCGAGAACUGCAACGCCCGCCUGGUGGAGCUGAAGAGGCAAGCCCUGAAGCUGCUCCUCCCGGGGCCCUUCCCCGGCAAGGACCCGGCUUUCUCGGCUGUGAUCCAUGACAAACUCCAGGUCCCCAACACCAUCCGGAAGGCGUGGAAUGACCGUGACAACCGCUGUGACAUUUGUGCCACACACCUGAACCAGCUGAAGCAGGAGGCCAUCCAGAUGGUGCUAACCUUGGAGCAGGCAGCCGGCAGCGACCACUACGAUGCCUCACCGGGCUCUCCCCCACCACUCUCCAACAUCCCCUCCCUGGUGGGGUCCCGGCACGUGGGCGGGCUGCAGCAGCCCAGGGAUUGGGCCUUUGUGCCUGCGCCCUAUGCCACCUCCAACUACACUGGCUUUGCCAACAAGCAUAGCAGCAAACCCAACAGCCUUGGGGUCAGCAAUGGGGCUGAAAAGAAGAGUGGAUCCCCAGCUCACCAGGCCAAGGUCAGCCUCCAGAUGGCCACCAGUCCCAGCAAUGGGAACAUCCUCAACUCAGUGGCCAUCCAGGCCCACCAGUACCUGGACGGCUCCUGGUCCCUGUCGAGAACCAACGGGGUCACCCUGUACCCCUACCAGAUCUCCCAGCUGAUGUCGGAGGCUGGCCGGGAAGGCCUGACCGAAGCAGCGCUGAACCGCUACAACGCCGACAAGCCGGCGGCCUCCCAGGGCUCCUGCGCGGCCGGCGACACUCCGGCCGGCACCUCGGUGGCCGCGUCCUUCUUCGCACGAGCUGCCCAGAAGUUAAAUCUGUCUUCUAAAAAGAAGAAGCAUCGCCCAUCUGCCUCCGCCGUGUCUGAGCCGCCCCCCUUUGCCACCAGCUUCAGUGGGAUUCUGCAGACCGCCCCACCCCCCGCCCCGCCCUGUCUGCUGCGGGCUGUGACCAAGGUGAAAGACACCCCGGGCCUGGGCAAGGUGAAGGUCAUGCUCCGCAUUUGCUCCACUUUGGCUCGGGACACCUCCGAAUCCAGCUCCUUCCUCAAGGUGGACCCCCGGAAGAAGCAGAUCACCCUGUACGAUCCCCUGACUUGUGGCGGGCAAGGUGCCUUCCCGAAGAGAGGCAGCCAGGUUCCUCCGAAGAUGUUUGCCUUUGAUGCGGUUUUCCCCCAGGAUGCGUCUCAGGCUGAAGUGUGUGCCGGAACCGUGGCAGAGGUGAUCCAGUCUGUGGUCAACGGAGCCGACGGCUGUGUGUUCUGUUUCGGCCAUGCCAAGCUGGGAAAAUCCUACACCAUGAUCGGAAAGGAUGACUCCAUGCAGAAUCUCGGCAUCAUCCCCUGUGCCAUCUCCUGGCUCUUCAAGCUCAUCAAUGAACGGAAGGAGAAGACCGGAGCCCGUUUCUCUGUCCGGAUCUCAGCCGUGGAGGUGUGGGGCAAGGAGGAGAACCUCCGGGACCUGCUGUCCGAGGUGGCCACGGGCAGCCUGCAGGACGGCCAGUCCCCAGGCGUGUACCUCUGCGAGGACCCCAUCUGCGGCACGCAGCUGCAGAACCAGAGCGAGCUGCGGGCCCCCACCGCAGAGAAAGCCGCCUUCUUCCUGGAUGCCGCCAUCGCCUCCCGGCGGAGCAGCCAGCAGGACUGCGAGGAGGACGACCACCGAAACUCCCACAUGCUCUUCACCCUGCACAUCUACCAGUACCGGAUGGAGAAGAGCGGGAAAGGCGGAAUGUCUGGAGGCCGCAGCCGCCUGCAUCUCAUUGACCUUGGCAGCUGUGUGAAGGCUCUGAGCAAGAACCGGGAAGGAGGCUCGGGGCUGUGCCUCUCGCUGUCAGCCCUGGGGAACGUCAUCCUGGCUCUUGUCAAUGGCAGCAAACACAUCCCGUACAAGGAGAGCAAGCUCACCAUGCUGCUGCGGGAGUCCCUGGGGAACAUGAACUGUCGCACCACCAUGAUCGCGCACAUCUCGGCCGCGGCCGGCAACUAUGCGGAAACCCUGUCCACCAUCCAGAUCGCCUCGAGGGUCUUGAGGAUGAAGAAGAAGAAGACGAAGUACACGUCGAGUUCCUCUGGGGGAGAGAGCUCCUGUGAAGAAGGCAGAAUGCGCAGGCCCACGCAGCUGCGCCCCUUCCACGCCAGGGCCGCCGUGGACGACUUCCCCAUGGCCCACCUGUCCAGCGACCCCGACUACUCCUCCAGCAGCGAGCAGUCCUGUGACACGGUCAUCUACAUCGGGCCCAACGGCACGGCCCUUUCGGACAAGGAGCUCACCGACAACGAGGGCCCGCCGGACUUUGUCCCCAUCGUGCCGGCCCUGCAGAAGAGCCGGGGCGACAGCCGGGCCAUGGAGGCGGCCGAGGCCAGCGCCAGCAAACCCGAACGGGACUGCCUGAAGUGCAACACGUUUGCCGAGUUGCAGGAGCGGCUGGACUGCAUCGACGGCAGUGAAGAGCCCAGCAAGUUUCCUUUCGAGGAGCUGCCUGUCCAGUUUGGGGCAGAGCAGGCAAGCAAGGGCCCCCCGCCGAGCCGCGCUGCUGGGGCAAGCCCGCUGUCUGAGUCCGAUCAGGAAGACGAUGGCUCAGCCGGCCAGCUGGCCGACAGAGAAGGCACAGAGCCCUCCGCCUCCAAGAUGCAGAGCAACCACUCGCCUGUGCCGGCCCCGGCCUCGCCCAGGAGCAUCCCGGGCAGCAGCAGUGGCGGCCAGCACGGCACGUCCCAGCUCGCGCAGAGCCCCAGCCUCCAGAGCAGCCGGGAGAGCCUGAACUCCUGCGGCUUUGUGGAGGGCAAGCCCAGGCCCAUGGGCUCCCCCCGGCUGGGUGUCGCCAGCCUGUCCAAGACCUCCGAGUACAAACCGCCCAGCUCUCCCUCCCAGAGGUGCAAAGUCUACACCCAGAAGGGCGUCCUGCCCAGCCCGGCCCCCCUGCCUCCCUUGAGCAAGGACUCCGGGGUGGCCUCGAGCGAGUCCUUGCUGCAGCCCGAAGUGCGCACCCCUCCGGUGGGAAUGAGCCCGCAGGUGGUGAAGAAGUCCAUGUCUGCUGGGAGCUCCGGGUUCCCGGCCACCCCCGGGGAGGACGAGCCUCAGGCAGCCACCCCGCCGGACGCCAAGAAGGAGAUCCUGAGCACCACGACGGUGACGGUGCAGCAGCCGCUGGAGCUGAACGGCGAGGACGAGCUGGUGUUCACGCUGGUGGAGGAGCUGACCAUCAGCGGGGUGCUGGACAGCGGCCGCCCCACCAGCAUCAUCAGCUUCAACAGUGACUGCUCCGUGCAGGCCCUGGCCUCGGGCUCGCGCCCCGUCAGCAUCAUCAGCAGUAUCAGCGAGGACCUGGAGUGCUGCUCCAGCGUGGCCCCCGUCUCCGAGGUCAGCAUCACGCAGUUCCUGCCCCUGCCCAAGCUGGGCCUCGACGAGAAAGCUCGGGAGACCGGGAGCCGCCGCUCCUCCAUCAGCUCCUGGCUGAGCGAGAUGAGCACAGGCAGUGACGGGGAGCAGUCGUGCCACAGUUUCAUAGCCCAGACGUGUUUCGGGCAUGGGGAGGCGAUGGCAGAGCCUCCGGCCUCGGAGUUUGUCAGCAGCAUCCCAAACGCCGCCGUGGUGUGCAGAGAAAAGCCGGCAGCGGGCCCCGACAACCUGCUCAUCCUGUCUGAAAUGGGCGGGGAAGAGUCCUUCAACAAGGCCACCCCUAUCAAAGGCUGCAAAAUAUCCACCUUGGGCAAGGCCAUGGUCACGAUCUCCAACACAGCCAACCUGAGCAGCUGCGAAGGGUACAUCCCCAUGAAGACCAACAUCACGGUGUACCCCUGCAUCGCCAUGAGCCCCCGGAGCAUCCAAGAGCCCGAGCUAGGCGGCGCCACCCCCAAAGCAGCCCCCAGGGCUGCCCAGGCCCGGGAGAGUAAGGAAACUGCGGCAAAGAAAGAGAUGAAAUUUGAGGACCCCUGGCUGAAGCGAGAAGAGGAGGUAAAGAAAGAGAACGCUUACCCCUGUGAAGAGAGUGCGAGGCUCGAGAUGGCAACGGGGCCCUCCAAGCCGGAGGCCAGGGCAGAGCAGGAGCAGGACCGGAAGCCCAGCCCUGAGGACAGGCUGAGCGGCAGCAGCUGUGGGAGCGGCGGCGAGGUGUCCGCCUCCCCGGGGCAGGAUAGCUUCCGGAGGGUGGUGGAUGGCUGCGAGGGGGCUCUGCCGGCUCUGGCUGCCCAGAGCCCCGUGCACCCUAGCAGGAGCCUCAAGUCGAGCAGCCUUCCCAGGGCGUCUCAGAAAGGCAGCAGGCAGGAGGAGCCGGACGGCCUUUUCUUCCACUGUGCAGCUGACACCAAGGCCGCCCUGGACCGGAAGGUGGCUUCCCCGAAGCACUGUGUCCUGGCCCGGCCCAAAGGGACUCCACCUCUGCCUCCCGUCCGAAAGUCCAGCUUGGACCAGAAGAACCGGGCUAGCCCCCAGCACAGCGCCAGCAGUAGCAGCAGCACGGGCAGCCCCUUGAACCAGCCAGCCACCUUCCUGGCCAGCUUCCCUGAGGAGGCCAGCGGCGCAGGCAAGGGCAAGGACCCCAGCAGUGGCGGCGGCGGCAGCAGCAGCAGCAGCAGCAAGCUCUUCAGUGCCAAGCUGGAGCAGCUGGCCAGUAGGACCAACUCCCUGGGCAGGGCCACAGUCAGCCACUACGAGUGUCUCUCGCUGGAGAGGGCGGAGAGCCUGUCCUCCAUGAGCUCCCGCAUGCAUGCCGGCAAAGACAGCACCAUGCCCCGAGCCGGCAGGAGCCCGGGCCGCAGCGCUGGGGGGUCGCCGCCCACCUGCGGCCUGCCCCAGUCGGCUGGGGCCUCGCCCAAAGCCAGCCAGUCCAAGAUGUCAGCCGUGAGCAAGCUCCUGCUGGCCAGCCCCAAGGCGCGCGGCCUGUCCACUUCCACCACCAAAACCCUCAGCUUCUCAACCAAGUCCCUGCCGCAGUCGGUGGGCCAGAGCGCCAGCUUGCCCCCCAGCGGGAAGCACAUGUCCUGGUCCACGCAGUCCCUGAGCAGGAACCGCAGCUCGGGACUGGCUUCCAAGCUGCCGCUGCGAGCCGUCAACGGGCGCAUCUCGGAGCUGCUGCAGGGCAGCGCGGGCGCCCGCGGCUUGCAGCUGCGGGCCGGGCCCGAGGCGGAGGAGCGCGGCGGGGCUCCCGCGGAGGACAAGCCGGCGGCCGCGCACCUGCUGCCUUCGCCCUACAGCAAGAUCACGCCGCCCCGCAAGCCCCACCGCUGCAGCAGCGGCCAUGGCAGUGACAACAGCAGCGUGUUGAGCGGGGAGCUCCCGCCGGCCAUGGGGAAGACGGCCUUGUUCUACCACAGCGGCGGCAGCAGCGGCUACGAGAGCAUGAUGAGGGACAGCGAGGCCACGGGCAGCGCGUCCUCCGCCCAGGACUCCAUGAGCGAGAACAGCAGCUCCGUGGGCGGCAGGUGCCGGAGCCUGAAAGCCCCGAAGAAGCGGUCGGCGUCAGGUGCCCAGCGACGGAGACUGAUCCCAGCCUUGUCCCUGGACACCGCCUCCCCGGUGCGGAAGCCCGCCAACAGCACGGGGGGCCGCUGGGUGGACGGCCCCUUGCGGAGCACCCAGAGGGGCCUCGGAGAGCCUUUUGAGAUCAAAGUCUACGAGAUCGAUGACGUGGAACGCCUGCAGCGCCGACGCGGGGGCGCCAGCAAGGAGGUCAUGUGCUUCAAUGCAAAGCUGAAGAUUCUGGAGCAUCGCCAGCAGAGGAUCGCGGAAGUCCGAGCCAAGUACGAGUGGCUGAUGAAGGAGCUGGAGACGACCAAGCAGUACCUGAUGCUGGAUCCCAACAAGUGGCUCAGUGAAUUCGACUUGGAGCAGGUGUUGGAGCUGGAUUCCCUGGAGUACCUGGAGGCACUCGAGUGUGUGACGGAGCGCCUGGAGAGCCGCGUGAACUUCUGCAAGGCGCACCUCAUGAUGAUCACCUGCUUCGACAUCACCUCCAGGCGUCGGUAAAGAGCCGGGCCGCCGGCUCCCCGGGACUGACGGGGCGGCCCCCUCCCCAGGCCCUCUGUGCUGGCAGCACCCAGAGACGAUAGAAUGAGGAUGAAGGUUGGUGGCAAGUCUGGAGUGAGUUGAGCGGAAGGCGAUUUUUCUUUUGUUUCCUGGAGGAAAGGUGCAAACACUAAACACGCAUAGAAGGAGAGAAUGAUGGGAAGCCCAAGGGACGUGGAAGCCCCGUGAGACUGAACAAGCACUUUGUGGAACUUCAGAGAACUUGUUUGUACAUAAGAACUGCUAGCAAAAGGGAGCUCACUCUUGUCUUGCUUUUGUGAGGAAAGGGGAGGGUAGACGUAGGAUUGCUGUGGAAAGCGGGAAAAAAAAAAAAAAAGAAAAACAUACACACACCCCAGAAUGAUUGAUUAAGUGCCUUGCAAAUCUUUAUGAUUAUCCAAACAUUUAUGUUCAUAUUUUCUUGUGUACAGAUGGUGCUAGUCAAGAUGAAAACAGCAAAACAAAAUCCCACACGUUUUUGAGGUGUAUUUACAGCUCGUUUUUCUCUUGGUGUUUUAUCCUGUUUCUGACUUGCUGUUUCUAAGUAAGUUGUGUUUGUAGAGAUAUUUCCUAAUCAGUACUGCAUAUGAAUAAAUGUUCCCUGUCUUUGACGGUUAUCCUGGUAAGGCCACUCAAACAGGACGUAGAGACUUCAUUGCCACAAGCCAGUGUGUGUUUCCAAAGAGAGCUUGGAGCGGCAGGUGACGCGAAGUGCCACCUCUUAUAAGCAGCAGGUCAGCGGGUGCACUCAGAGGGCUGACCGGGGAGCAGGUGCACAUGAACUUGAGAGACCAGGAGAGGAGACAGGGCCUGCAGCUUGAGUGGAAAAGGAAUCCUUGGUGCCCUGGGCCCACUCUCUCCUUGAAGGUGGGCUCUUUAUUCCAGCCCUCCUUUCUCCACAAAUCCGGGGUGUUUGUGGCCCUCAGAACUUUUUCAUGACUAUUUUUAUUCCAAAGACUCUGGAUUGGAAGCUUGAACCAAUUCAGUGGAGCCAUAUUUCUUUGUUCUAGGUUGGCGAAUUGAUGGAAGCAGGGGCUUUUUCCUUUCAGACGCCUGCUCGGGCUUGUGUGUGCUCCGAUACUCCCAUAGUGUUGGUUUAGAACAAGAUGCUUGGCCUGGGAUUGCAUGCAUUUUCUUUUGUCCAGAAUCACUGCCUAAAAGCGAGAAGUGCAGCUCUCCCCUAUCCAGAGCCUCCGUACCCAUAAGGGAUGAGUUUGGUUCCCAGAACCCUGGCAUCUGAAGGUAGAGUACAGUUUCUCCUCCCAGCGUCGUGGAACCCUAAGUUUAAGGAGGGUGGAUGUGCAGGUCUUGGCUCCUGCGAACUUAGGACCUCAUUCUCAAAUUGCAGCAGCUGCUGAUGGGAUUUUUAUACCCAUGUUAGUGGUGGAAACCAGAGGCAGAGCACAACCAAGGAAUCUUCACGAUGCAGCUGGCCAGCGCCCCGAGAAGCCCAGGAGGCCCGUGGGAGCUGGGCAGACCCUCCCCAGGAGUUUCUGCAGCCUUGCUGUGGAUGUAGGUGCUCAGGGAGUACUGCAGGCUCCUCUGGAAUGGAUCACUUCCGCUCUGUGCAUCCCUCCAGAUUGACAAAUAAGUAGCCCCGGGACGCAGGGCCUCCCUCAGCUCCUCAACCCUAACCCCUUCGGCAGGACAGCCCUGGGGCUCCUAGCCCACCUCUGGCCCACAGCAUGUGUGCAGAGGGGCCUCACUGCAAUAUUCUUGCAAGCUCCUGAACCCAGGAGGCUGCCAGCCCUUUGAGUCUGCCAUUUGGCGCUCCUUUUCCGUGCUGGUUCCAAAGACACAACCUCAGGCACAGCUGAUCAUCUGUGCAUUUUCAAAGGUGAGUACUCUUUGGUUUUUUUGGUUGGAAGCAGAUUUGUUGCAUUGGGAAUCAGUGAGCUUAGCUUGUGGAGUAGUCGCCAUGUUGCUCAGACUUCCUCAGCAGGCCAGCACAGGGCCUGGUGCCCAGCCUGCCGUGAGACCAAGUGGAGACAUUUACAGGGAGUGAAACCUGCCAUCCGCGCCCUUUUUCCUGGGGCGAGGUCGUCAGCUCUCCUGCCUAAACCCGCGCUUAGGUUCAUACAUUUUGCACAUCUACAUCAACUUUUUGAUAUAAACAAAAGGUUAAAGGACACCAAGAGUUACCUUCCUAAGUCAGGGUGCCACGGUGUGGAACAGCUCUUAAGACCCUGCUGGCAGGGGCUGGUGCUGUGGCAUAGUAGGGUAAGCUGCGGCCUGCGACGUUGGAGUCGCCUAUUAGAGUGCUGGUUCGAGUCCUGGCCAGGCUGCUGCACUUCCACUCCAGUUUCCUGCUCAUCCCCAAGUGCUUGAGCCGCAAUCUAAAAAAACAAAAACAAAAACAAACAAACAAACAAACAAACAAAAGAUCCUGUUGGCCAAAGUGUGUAGAAGGACAUCUUUACAGAGAUGUUGUCUGUCUUGUUUUAACCUAAGUAAGCUGCAAACAUCUUAAUGCACUAAGUUUUAUAAAAACCUGAAGAAAUCCCCUAGUCUGUGCUGUGCUAUGCUCGUUCCUGCUCAGGCUCCUUGGGCACAGAGGAAGCAGGCCUCGGCCCUCUGUGUGGAUGCAGUCCCAGUAACUGCUGGGUGCCUCACCCAGUGACCUGGUGUGGGAGUCUUGGGCCUCCUUCCUGUCUUGGUGAUGCGUAAGCCAAGAAGGCAAAGGGAAUGCUAACUCAUUUCCACUUCAUUAUGCUCAAAUGAAAGGAGCCGAAAAAUGUGUAUUUGAAAUUAACACUUAGACACAGAAGCCUUAAUUGCCUGUCUGAAUGCUGGCCCUGCAUGCCCUGCUCGACGGGUUGGAGUGGACACGAUGCCUCAGCAGCCAAGCACAACUAAGAUCCAAACAGGGAGCCCGUGAAGCUGCUUGCGGGGGCGGGGGGGGGGGCACGCUGCACUUGGCGCUGGCCACGCGCUGAGGCAGCGGCAGUCGGCUUCGUCCCCGGCUCUCGGUGCCCAGCUGCGAGCGGGAGCCUUUGAUCUUCUUGUCCUUGAAGCCCCCUGCACAUCACGAGGGAGCCGCCUGUGACUUUCAUCUCUUUCAGAGUUGAAAUUAGAACACCCUGCCUGUUGUUUUCUCUCUGAUUGCUAUUCUGACCAUGCCAUGCAAAGACAGCGGUGGGCCCUGUAUUGACACAGGUGGAAAUCACACAGGGACCCCAAGCAGGGAAGGGGCCCCUCGAAUUAAAAGCUGGGAUUAAAAAAAAAAAAAAA
Oryctolagus cuniculus (rabbit) is the source of this 10624-nucleotide messenger RNA. It is a transcript of the gene KIF26B, whose product is annotated as kinesin family member 26B. The record is from RefSeq and is a predicted model, not a curated record. Gene Ontology annotation, molecular function: ATP binding; microtubule motor activity; microtubule binding. NCBI's taxonomy places the organism in Eukaryota, Metazoa, Chordata, Mammalia, Lagomorpha, Leporidae. Gene Ontology annotation, biological process: microtubule-based movement.